Centrocercus urophasianus (Greater sage-grouse) is the source of this 4098-nucleotide messenger RNA. RefSeq names its product DTW domain containing 1 (gene DTWD1). The coding region runs from base 116 to 1081 and encodes 321 amino acids. NCBI's taxonomy places the organism in Eukaryota, Metazoa, Chordata, Aves, Galliformes, Phasianidae. The record is from RefSeq and is a predicted model, not a curated record. The transcript has 6 exons. Gene Ontology annotation, cellular component: nucleus. Gene Ontology annotation, biological process: tRNA modification. Gene Ontology annotation, molecular function: tRNA-uridine aminocarboxypropyltransferase activity.
UGCGGCGCUGGCCGAGUUCGGCCUUUCGCUGCCAGCUCCCGAAAAGCAGAUCGCAGCAAGGAACCUGUCCGCGCCUUGGGAUUUGACUGUUCAGUGGGUUUUCCUGGCCUUUAAAAUGCUAAAGCUUGUCGCUGCGGGAGGGAGAGGUAAAUCACAUUGUCUCUUUCAGCUAACCAUGUCUUUAAAUUCAUCUACAAUUCUAAAUGAAGAAAACUCUCAAGGACCAAAAAGAAGUCUAGAACAGCAGACUCCAUCACCAUUUCAAGAUAACCCACUUCAAAAAUUACAGUUAGCGUCACAGGAAGUACUUGAAAAGGCAAAAAAAAGUGGGAGAUCAAAAUGCCCACGAUGCAGUAGCUCAAGGAUGUUUUAUUGUUACACAUGCUUUCUUCCUGUUGAAACUGUCCCUAUCACAGAAAUCCCAGUGGUGAAGUUACCUUUGAAGAUUGACAUUAUUAAGCACCCAAAUGAAACUGAUGGCAAGAGCACUGCUGUGCACGCUAAGCUCCUGGCACCUGAUGAUGUUACAAUUUACAAGUAUCCUUGCAUUCCUGAAUACAAAGAAAAAAGACACGAAGUGGCACUUAUCUUUCCCGGCCCCGAUUCAGUUUCAGUAAAAGACAUUGCUUUCCAUCUCCAAAAAUACUCCAGGAAAGGUGUUGGUGACACUGAUGAUGACUGUUCCAAAGAGCCGUUUCCUAAGAAAGCAAGAGUAGAAGCUACAGAAGAGAAAGAUACAAAUGAAUGCAUCUCAAACAACAUGAAUGAAAGCACUAAACUGAAGAAAAUAAUAUUUAUUGACAGUACCUGGAAUCAAACUAAUAAAAUAAUAACUGAUGAAAGACUUCAAGGAUUACUACAAAUCGAAUUGAAAACAAGGAAAACUUGCUUUUGGCGUCAUCAGAAAGGAAAGCCAGAUACGUACCUUUCCACAAUAGAAGCAAUUUAUUAUUUCUGUGUGGAUUAUCACCAGGAGAUUUUGAAAGAGAACUACAAAGGACAAUAUGAUAAUCUGCUUUUUUUCUUUUCAUUUAUGUACACAUUGAUUAAAAAUGCCAAGUGUGGCACAGGAAAAGAAUAAACUGUCUGUCCAUAAGUGACAACCUAUAGGAAUCCAUGCAGAAUCAAACAACUGAUUUGCUGUAUAUGUAUGUAGAUAUUUAACGCAUCAAGAUAUUCAUGAAAUCCAAGUAAAUAUUGCUUUAAACAAGCUACAGCUAUACUCCCUGCAGGUUGUACUUCAGAUUUGUAAUCUCAUCUGCAUAAGUGAAUGCAUACAAAACCCCAUCUCAAUUGACAACCAAAGCGAUCUCCGUUUGCAAGAAGAAAUGCCAGUUAAGUUAUAUGAGUGCACAUGAAGUGUGCGAAUUACAACAGCACUGCAAGAAGCAUAGGUUUGAAGUCAGAAUAAGAAAAAGCAUUUUUAAAUGUGUGUAUGUAUAUGCAUGAGUAUAUGUAUAUACACACAUACAUGGCAAAGCUGUAAAUGACGUGAGCUCACGUGUACCAAGCAGUCAGAAAAAUCAGUCAUGUCUCAGUGCUACUGAAGCAACGCAUUUCUUAUUCAUUUUACCGCUACUGCGAGGUUACUGGGGCUUUUUACAAUGAUUAAUGCUAUCUCUUUUGGUUUGAAUUCUGAUAGUUUAUUGACGCCUUCAUCUGUUCUUAUUUUAUGAAGAUUGCUGUAAUAUUUUUUAAAUCGUUGAAGUGAUUUUAAAUCACACAAAUUUGAGAUGGAAACUUUCAUUCACUUCAAGCAAACAGAAAUAAAAUGAACCCGCUGACCCAGUGUUUUACAAGAACCAGAGAGAAAAAACUUGGGGGGAGGGGAAGGUACUUGCAAGACACAUUUCCCCGAAAACAUGUUUUUUUAUUUAAGAAGUAGAGGUCAGAUAAAAGCUUAUAUAAGCUGCUCUGGUACUUUCAGAAAAUAGUUUCAUAAGGUUAAAAAUGGCUUCCAAAUUUAAGUUUUCUGUACCUCACUUUAUUUGAGCAAUGGGAAUUAAAAUUAAUUCACUUUUGAAAUAGAUUCUUAAUUCCCAAGUGAAAACAAUGUGCAGAAAAGAUUUUAAGUCUGGAAUCCGCAUCCAGGAAUUGGUUCAAGUUUUUUUUCAUCUACUGUGACUCUUGCAUUACACUGAGGUUCUUCUUACACCAAGUGAUACAAGCACAUCUAAUAUCCAUAAUUAAUAUAUUGAUAUUCCUGUGAAAACCUUCUAUAAGGACAGAGAAAGGAGGUUGUUAUCACUCCUGCUCCAAGUCUGUUCUGAGCACCAGAUGUACUUCCCCAUCUUCUGCUCUCCCCUCUACAAAAAGAUUUUAAUCCUCUAUUUAAUUUCAGAACUGGUAUAAGCCAAACCGUCUGGGUCAUCAACCUCACACUGAAAAUGUCUUGAUACCUCUGAUACAUUUUUUCAACUUUAAGAUUAAUGAAUAUUUUUUUUCCACCAAAUGAAAGCAAUCAAGUGGUUAAUCCUUUCAAGUGCAAUUAGCAGCACUGACCUCCCUGUUCUUUAAAAUGAAGGUCACUGGGAGGUAAAGGCCAGUUCUGGGCCUUUCCUUUCAUAUCAGAAUACCCCUUCACUAACUAUCUCUUCUCUUUCCAAAAACAUCAGAGAGCAAGGGGGAAAAACAGGCUUCUUCUUCCAUUAGCAGUAACUUAAACAGCCAUAAGUUAAAGGGGGAGGAAAAGGAAGAGCAUCUCUAUCUAUCUCCUUUCACAACAGAAGACAUCUGGCCUCCAGUGGGGAGGCCCCAGAUAACAAAGAACCUGUCAUUACAAACCUCUGAGAUGUGUUCAGAAAGCCAUUUUACCUGCAGUCUGGCUCAUUCAUUUCCUGCCACUGAAGCCAUCUGCUUUUGCUUAUUGUGGGUAUUAUUGUUCUUUGUUUGGCCAGGAGCGUGAAGUGGCUUCACUUUAGCAUGCCUGUAUGCUUGGUCAGAGGAAAGAUUUAAUCCUUUUCUCAAAACGAGUAAGAAGGAGCUGCAAAAAAACAGUUCCUUUCCUGGAAGGUAGCACGAAGUCAUCCAAGCCUAGGUUGAAUAAAAGGUCAUGUCAGUGCAUGGGGUAAAGAUAUAUUGAGAUUGAAAAGAGAUGACAACUUUGAGUCUACAGCAGAAAUGUUCCAAAGUACUUGUAAUCCUACCUGAUUUAAGCUCUUUGCCACUGCUUCUGGCAAUUUUUUUUCACCUCAAGUCUCUCUGCUUUUAAGUUUCACUUAGGCGCCUGCAGAUGCAUCAUAAUCCAUUUGUACUUUCCUUUUACACUGAGUUUCAGUAUUUACACUCUGGUUUUUAUCUCAAUGGUUUACUUUAAAAAUCACGUCUCUUAGCAAAUGAAGAUCCUAGCAUUUUAUAUAUGAAAAUCCAGUCCACCUAUCUCUAUGGUAAGUUUUCCAUCACUCUCAGGUACCACUGACUUCUGUGUCUGAAAGGGCUGUGCGCCAGCAGAGGUUGUCCAGAUUGUUUUGCAGUAAAAAGGUGAAUGGGGCAAUGUAAAAAUAGGAAAGCUUACCUGCUAGAAUGAAAAGACUACAUGCCAUUAAGAUGCUAAUCUAUUGAUACUAAAAUAGAAGGUUGCCAUUAAGGUACUGAAUGACUGUCAACAUAACCUCUACAUGGCUAUCCCCUGUUUUAAAAGGCAGUAUUUCAGUUUGAUCCCAGUAGUUAAAAAUGAACACGGAUUUUGGUUCAUGACACUUUGCAAUACCCACAUUCAAAGUGUUUAUUGUGAAGAAAAUACGGCCUUCUUCCUGCUCCCUUGUUGUGAAGGCUCACACAUUACUGCCAUGGUUAAUGGCUUCUGAAGGCGAGUCAGAUGCAGUAGAAUUUUCAAAAUUAUGUAACACAAACUUUAAAAACACCCAUUACAGUGUGGUGUCUUCACCACUACCUGCCAGAGGAAAAAAUGAAAUAUUCCUUAAGCCUCACAGCAAGAGGUAGAAACCUGGUUCUCCAGUGCAAAGCAACUUUGUAUUUUCACCUCACUGAAAAUGGACAUUUGUCUAACUGUGCAGCGUCUUUUCCGCAGAAGAAUACUACUCUGAGUUGCAGCAAAAAUUUGAUCAAGCUAAAACUACAGACUUCAUAUCAAAUGUU